Messenger RNA from Linepithema humile (Argentine ant), 2795 nucleotides. RefSeq names its product cationic amino acid transporter 2-like. Gene Ontology annotation, molecular function: L-lysine transmembrane transporter activity; L-arginine transmembrane transporter activity; L-ornithine transmembrane transporter activity. Gene Ontology annotation, cellular component: plasma membrane. The record is from RefSeq and is a predicted model, not a curated record. NCBI's taxonomy places the organism in Eukaryota, Metazoa, Arthropoda, Insecta, Hymenoptera, Formicidae. Gene Ontology annotation, biological process: L-arginine import across plasma membrane; L-ornithine transmembrane transport.
AUAUGAAUUUAUUUUAUGGAAACAUGAAAGUAACAACUGAAUGCACCAAUAUUCAUUUUGUAUUUGUUGCUGACGAAUAGACGAUUUUUUCUUUCGAUCAGCGAAACUCGUAUAAGCGAUACACGCAAAUUGUUUGCGCGGGGACACUGAACUCAAGAUACUCGUAUUAACAUGUCUCAUAAUUGAUCGUAUUAUCAUGACUGUGUAGGAUAACCAGUAUCUAUGUAGAUAAGCAGAAUAAAGAAAAUGGUUAAUACAUUCCUGAAAACAAUCCCAAGAUGCGACGCGUCAUUCUACGAGGUAAAAUUGAUAGUCGUAUUCAGUGCGAUUGCAGUAAUUCUGACGACUCGAUUUUGCGCACAACUAAGAAAAUCACGUUGCUCCGACCAACUGUACAAUAUGAAGUGGAAGUUGCGUGGUCUAUACAAGGCAUUUAGUCGUAAAAAAGUGGUGAACUUCUCUGAGGAUUCUAAAUUAGCGAGAGUUUUAUCAACUAUCGAUCUCACAGCCUUAGGAAUCGGUUCUACUCUAGGAGUAGGUGUCUACGUCCUGGCAGGAAAUGUCGCAAAAACUACUGCAGGUCCUGCUGUAGUCAUCUCAUUUGCUAUCGCCGCAGUGGCAUCGAUGUUCGCUGGUCUCUGUUACGCUGAGUUCGGCGCACGAGUGCCGCGUGCCGGAUCCGCAUACAUUUAUAGCUACGUUACGAUGGGCGAAUUCGUAGCGUUUCUCAUCGGAUGGACUCUGAUUCUAGAGUAUGUGAUCGGCACAGCCAGCGUGGUGCGCGGUCUGAGUACGUACGUCGAUGCACUCUUCAACAACAGCAUGAGGAAUGCUUUCGAAUCAGCAGCGCCUAUCGAUGUCAGUAAUUUAUCAACGUAUCCGGACUUCUUCGCGUUCGGAGUCACCCUGGUAUUUUCAGUCGCACUUGCUUUCGGUGCCAAGGAAUCCUCGCUGGCGAAUAAUUUCUUCACCUUGGUAAACCUCUCUGUUGUGCUCUUCGUUAUAAUUGGCGGUGCCUUUAAAUCUGAUAUUAAUAAUUGGAAAUUGGAGCCUACCUGCACCGAGACGGAUUGCCCACACGGAACCGGUGGCUUCUUUCCUUAUGGUAUAUCAGGCGUUAUAACUGGUGCGGCUACAUGCUUCUAUGGAUUUAUUGGUUUUGAUUGCGUGGCUACCACGGGGGAGGAGGCCAAGAAUCCAAAACGAUCCAUCCCCAUAGCGAUCGUCGCAUCACUGAUGGUCGUUUUCCUAGCAUAUUUCGGCGUCUCCGCGGUGCUCACCACCGUGCUGCCGUACUACGCGCAAAAUUCCGACGCACCGUUUCCGCACAUGUUCGACACGAUAGGAUGGAGCUGGGCCAAGUGGCUCGUAUCAGUUGGAGCAAUUUGCGGACUCUGCUCCAGUUUAUUAGGCGCUAUGUUUCCGCUGCCGCGAGUUAUCUACGCCAUGGCUUCAGAUGGACUGAUCUUCAAGUGGAUGGGAAAAGUGAGCUCACGAUUCCAGACUCCACUCGUAGGCACACUUUCCGCUGGGCUUCUAACAGGAAUUUUAGCAGCGAUAUUCGAACUCUCGCAAUUAGUCAACAUGAUGAGUAUCGGUACGUUGUUAGCGUAUUCGAUUGUGGCGUGUUGCGUUCUUAUUUUACGUUACGAAGAAAGCGAAGCAUAUGAGAAGAAAGGCGAUCACGAUCCCAGGACCUUCACAUUCAUUGUUAAACAACUGGUAAACGCGAACAAGUUAAAUCAUUCCACAAAACUUACGGCGCAGAUUGUUACGUCUCUUGUAUUUUGUUACAUUAGUCUAUGUUUCGGUGUCGCCACUUUGUUGUCAAUGUAUUUGGAAGAGAUUAGCGCCGGAAAAUUGGGUUACAUAGUCUCCCUUGCUAUUUUAGUUGUCGCACUCUUGACUACCCUCUCUUUCAUUUAUCUCCAACCAGUUUCUGGCAAAGAACUUACAUUCUCGGUGCCGCUUGUGCCAUUCUUGCCAGGAUUAAGUGUCCUUAUUAACGUUUAUCUUAUGAUGAUGUUAGAUAAAAUGACAUGGAUACGGUUUGUCGUGUGGAUGGCAGUUGGUUUGUGCAUAUAUUUCUUGUACGGCAUGCGGAACAGUACCAGCCGACAAAGAAAAGUACCAUCGAGAACUACCGAUAAUGCUAAGGAAAAAACAGAAUGGGAAGAGACUGACUUUUCUCAUGUUACGUAAUGAACUAACAAGACAAAACAUUUAAUAAUAAAUAUAUUUAUUUCUCUAAUAUUUUUGUCACUUAGUUAAGAGAUAUUUUUACAUAAUUAUUUUAUACAUAAAAAAAAUUUUUUAAAUAUAAUUUUAUAAAACUAUAAACUACUAUUAUAUGAGUUCAGAGGAAAAGUGAUCUUUUUUUUAAAUCCAUUAGAAAAAAAAACUAAACAGUUUUCACCGAAUAAUUUUAAAAAAUAAAUGCAAAUGUUUAAGCUAAAAUUAAAGUAAAAAUUAAAAAAAAAAAAGAAACUAUAACACUCAUGAAAAACAGUGUACUUGCUGCAUACAAUUAGAACUUAAACUUUAGAACUAAUUUUCCAACAAUUAAAAUUGAACUUGAUCUACUUUUUUCUGGACUCCGCGAUAUAAAAUUAGAAACCGAAGAGCGAUUUGAGAUCAUUGAGUGUCAGUUUCGUAGCAGUAUGUUUAUCACCACUCAAUACAUUUUGUGCUAUUUGAAGCUUUCGCUCUUGUAAGGCUUUGAUGCGCUCUUCUAUUGUAUCUGUGCAAAUAAAUCUGAAAGAAAAAUUUUGUAAUAAAACAAACUUUGAAAAGUA